GCGGCCGUCCAGGUCGUGAGGAGCGUCGGCCGCUGGUCGCUCGGCGCGGAGCGGCGGGAGACGUCCGCGCACGCGGCCUGGUGCGACGCCAUCGCCAACGCGGAGCGGUUUUUGUACGUGGAGCAGCAGUUCUGGAUCACGUCCCUCGACGAGGACGCCGCGCGCUGGGAGCAGUCCGCGGCGCCCCGGCUGCGGCGCGCGAUCGGGAAAGGCGAGACGUUCCGCGCGCUGCUCGUGCUGCCGCUCCACCCGAACGGGCGGUUCCUGGACAGCGAGGAGGUGCACGGCGUCAUGCAGCAGCAGUUCUGCUCCAUCUGCCGGGGCCCGGGGAGCCUGCUGGGCAAGCUCGCGGCCGAGUUCCCCGCCGUCGACCUCGACCGCUACGUGAAAUUCUGCUGCCUCCGGACGUUCCAGGACCUGGACGCGGGGCCGGCGAGCGAGAUGGUCUACGUGCACAGCAAGCUGCUCGUCGCCGACGACGCCGUGGCCAUCGUCGGGAGCGCGAACGUGAACGACCGGAGCUUGCUGGGGGACCGCGACACGGAGGUCUGUUUGGUCGUCGAGGACCGGGCCGCGGUC
Aureococcus anophagefferens is the source of this 579-nucleotide messenger RNA. RefSeq lists its product as hypothetical. Gene Ontology annotation, molecular function: catalytic activity. The transcript has 2 exons. NCBI's taxonomy places the organism in Eukaryota, Pelagophyceae, Pelagomonadales, Pelagomonadaceae. The annotation marks the transcript as partial. The record is from RefSeq and is a predicted model, not a curated record.